Molecule: messenger RNA, 204 nt
Organism: Aureococcus anophagefferens
Lineage: Eukaryota; Pelagophyceae; Pelagomonadales; Pelagomonadaceae
Exons: 1
Molecular function (GO): catalytic activity
Source: RefSeq, a predicted model, not a curated record
AUGGUCAAGGUCGAGAUCGAGGAGGCGCGCGUGCCGGCCUUCCUCGAGGCCAUGAAGAUCGACGCCGCGGGCAGCCGCGCCGAGGAGGGCUGCUACCGCUUCGACCUGCUCCAGGACAAGGCCGCGCCCAACACCUACUACUUCUACGAGGUCUACAAGGACUCGGCGGCCGUCGACGUCCACAAGACGUUCGACCACUACAAG